Messenger RNA from Monopterus albus (swamp eel), 8746 nucleotides. RefSeq names its product neurexin-2-like. The record is from RefSeq and is a predicted model, not a curated record. NCBI's taxonomy places the organism in Eukaryota, Metazoa, Chordata, Actinopteri, Synbranchiformes, Synbranchidae. The coding region runs from base 1540 to 6462 and encodes 1640 amino acids. The transcript has 22 exons.
UAUGGGCCCCUCUUCCCCGAUGUUAUUGUGAUAGAACUGCCAGUGGCCAAGGCUUCAACAUCUCUAGCUCUAGGAAUUCACAGGUACGGUUUAUGGAAUACUCUAAAUUAAAUUCACUUACACAGCCUACUGAGAGAUCCCAUACUGUAUGUGGCUUCAUUGUUUGAAUUGUGGUACAGCCGGUGUUUUCAUAAAUUAUAGAUGGGUUCCAACAAAAUAUGUGUAUUUUUGUUGAACUUCAAACAAAAUAUGAUCUUGAAUUCAAGUAAUACCUUUUCCCCCAGAGCCAUGAAAGUUGCCUGGAUACAAUUCUUAGUGCUAUUGUAAGAAUGACUUGGGAGUUUGUUGUGUUGUAUGAUGAAACACAAAUGGCUACCAGAUGAGUAGAUCAUCUUUUAAUCCAUGGAAAAUGUACUGUUCACAAUGGGUGGGAAUUUCACUGAGGAAUAACGGAGCUGGUGACUCUGGUGCCUUGCUACAGGACACUUCGGCAGCAUGAGGAGAGGGCCAGGGUGGGGCUGAUGAUUGGGGCCUUGAAACGAUGUCUUCCCACUAUAGGUCACUCGCCUGCUGUUUCUAAAUAAGAUGCCACUCCUAUGUUGAGAGGCUCUUUCUAAUAUGAUAUUUGAGAUGGAAAAUUAAAGCGCGCCGUGCCAGCUUGAAGACCACAAGUUCCUCUCAUUUACCACAUGUGGUUAAACGCAUUCUAAUCCUCCGUGGCAACGCUGCUGUUAGUUUGAUGGAGGGCACGAUUGGUCAACAGCAGCUGACCGCGCCCUCAACCCAUAUAAGCUACCUACCUAACUAUUACCACCAAGUGUCGGGGGAACGACGGCGCUGCUGCUGCUCUCGGUGCGUCGGAGGUGAGAAAGCAAUUGUCUGUACGGAGAAGCUCUGGGCUUCCCAGCCUGCCUCCCCCCAUCAACACAGCAACAUCUAAAGAUAAGAAGACGAUCCUUCCUGGAGACAGAGGUCGCAUAUUCAUCUGCCGCAUUCAUAUCUGCUCAGUUUUGGAUUUUUCUCUGUCUUCUGUGCUUGCGCGUUGGCUGGCUGGAAUACCUCGUUAAAUCCAUGUGUCGGAUCGUUGGAUGAUGCCCAGGAUGUUGGGAGGCUGAGAGUGGAGGGUGCACCUAGGCUGCAUGCCUAGCUAACCCAUGGAGAACUGACAGGAACAUUGCUGGAUGGAGGCCAAGACACUGGAUGGCGAAGACGAGGAAGCACACAGUAUUGUGGAUCGCUUGUGUUGUUUGUUCUCUUUCUCAGCCGAUCCAAAGUAGAUGCAAAGUAUUCUGCGUUGCACCUCAUUUGUUCAUUCUGUCACAUGUCACCCACAGAGAGAUGGCAAAAAGAAUCUGGAUAGACAGUCGAGGCUAAGGAGACUCUUUUACUGCAUCUGGAUGUUGCAGUCUUAUUGCUUCUACUUUUAGGGUGAUAACAAAAGAAGCACAGACACAGAUAAUAUUUCCUUCUCACGGUCAUAUUGGAUGCAUAUGACUUAGAGACCACAGAGGAGCAAAACAGUUGUAGACAGUAAUCAUCAUGGGCAGGUGUAAAAGCAAGGCUUCCUUGUUACUAUUGUUAGCUGGGUUAGUGCUAAGAGGAAUGGCUCUGGAAUAUGAGGGGGUUCCUGGUCAGUGGACACGCUAUGGUCAGUGGGAUGCUAAAACAACAGGUGAGCUCAGCUUUAUUCUGAAAACCAGCAUCAGCAAAGCCCUGGUGCUGUAUUUGGAUGAUGGAGGGAACUGUGACUUCCUGGAGCUUCUAAUUGCAGACGGGAGGCUCCAGAUGCGCUUCACCAUCCAUUGCGCUGAACCAGCAUCUCUGCAUACAGAGACGCGGAUCAACGAUCAGCGCUGGCACCGAAUUCUUCUUUCCCGUAAUUACAGAGAGACCAGGCUAGUGGUGGACAGUGAGGAGAAAGUUGCUGAGGUGAAAUCCAAGAGAAAAGAGAUGGUGGUGGCCAGCGACCUCUACGUAGGGGGGAUCUCACCUGAUGUGCGUCUCUCUGCCCUGACAUCCAGUACAGUUAAAUAUGAGCCACCGUUCCAGGGCUUUAUAGUCAAUUUGAAACUCGGAGAGGCACUACCAGUGCUGUUGGAUGGACAAGCUGUUCAUAGUGAUUUGGAGUACAUAUGUGCCACACACUCUCCCUGCAGCAACAAAGGCCUGUGCUCCGUCAGCCAGGGAGAGGUCAUCUGUGACUGUGUCAAUACCAGCUACAGGGGAAGGUACUGCCACGAAGCUGUCCAGAAAGAAGUAGAAGGUCUGGCGCACCUGAUGUUAAACCGCCAAGUUUUUCGCCAAGGGCAGGAGGAGUCAGUGGCCACCUUCAAAGGCAACGAGUUCUUCAGCUACAACCUGUCCCAGACGCCUAUUCAGAGCAGUUUGGAUGAGAUCACGCUGUCCUUCCGUACCCUGCAGAGGAACGGCCUGCUCCUUCACACAGGGAAGUCGGCUGACUAUGUCAACCUCUCCCUGAGGAACGGCGCUCUGUGGCUGGUCAUCAACCUGGGCUCUGGUGCUUUUGAGGCCCUGGUGGAACCUGCCGGUGGAAAAUUUAAUGACAACAUUUGGCAUGAUGUACGAGUGACGCGCAACCUCCGCCAGGUGACCAUCUUGGUGGAUGGGAUUCUGACAACCACAGGCUACACUCAGGAGGAUUACACCAUGCUGGGCUCUGAUGACCUCUUCUACAUAGGGGGCAGCCUAAACACAGCUGACCUGCCAGGCUCCCCGGUCAGCAACAACUUCAUGGGCUGUCUGAAAGAUGUGGUCUACAAGAAUAAUGAGUUUAGACUGGAACUGUCACAGCUGGCUGAACAGCGAGACCCUAAGAUCAGUAUCCAUGGUGACCUGAUAUUCAGCUGUGAGAACGUGGAAGCCCUGGAGCCGGUCACCUUCGACACACCGUCUGCGUACUUGACACUGCCCAGGUGGAACACAAAGAAGACAGGUGCCAUAUCUUUUGACUUCCGUACCACAGAGCCCAGUGGCCUGCUGCUGUUCAGUCAUGGCAGCCUGCAGGGAACGCACCCCGACAGGAAGCCCAGGGCCGACUUCUUUGCCAUAGAGCUGCUGGACGGAUUUCUCUACUUGGUCAUGGAUAUGGGCUCUGGGAGUAUCAAGAUAAAAGCCAGUAACACCCGACUUGAUGAUGGCGAGUGGUGUCAUGUGGACUUCCAGAGGAAUGGGCGAAACGGCUUUAUCUCUGUGAGUAGCCAGAGCAUCCCCUUUUCUGCUAAUGAAGGCAGUGAGAUCCUUGAUCUAGAUGGGGACAUGUAUCUUGGAGGUUUACCUGAGGAUCGCCAAGCCCUCAUGCUCCCCCCUGAGGUAUGGACAGCCUCCCUUGGCCUUGGCUACGUGGGCUGCAUGAGGGAUGUCUUCGUCGACGGGCAGAGCCGUAACCUGUGGAGACUGGCGGAGGCUCAGAGCGCCACAGGUGUCAGCAGCUUGUGCACCAGAGAGACUCAUAUCAGGUGCACCAGAGACACUUGUGCCAAUGCGGGACACUGCAGCGAAGGCUGGAACCGCCACAUUUGUGACUGCACUGGCACUGGCUACCUGGGUCACAGCUGUGAGAAGGAGGCCACCAUGGUGAGCUACGAUGGUAGCAUGUAUCUGAAGGUGGUGCUGCCAAGGGCACUGCACACAGAGGCCGAGGAUGUGUCCCUGCGCUUCAUGUCCCAGAGGGCCUUUGGGCUGCUGAUGGCCACCACUUCUCAGGAGUCAGCGGACACGUUGCGUUUGGAGCUGGAUGGAGGCAGAGUGAAACUCACUGUGAACCUGGAUUGUAUCAGGAUAGACUGUAAUCUCAGCAAGGGACCAGAGAUACUCCUGGUAGGCGAGAAGCUGAAUGACAAUGAGUGGCACACAGUGAAGGUGGUGCGGCGUGGGAAGAACUUGCUGCUCUCUGUGGAUAACGUGACUGUGGAAGGCCACAUGACCGGCGCCCACACUCGCCUGGAGUUCAACAACAUCGAGACAGGGAUCAUGACUGAGCGGCGUUUCAUCUCUGUGAUGCCUUCCAAUUUCAUCGGCCAUUUGCAGGCGCUCUCCUUCAAUGGGAUGCUCUAUCUGGACCAGUGCAAGAACGGAGACAUCUCCUACUGCGAGCUAAAUGCUCGAUUUGGCAUGAGGCAGAUUGUGGCCAACCCUGUAACUUUUCUAACCCAAGCCAGCUACUUGGCCUUCUCUACCUUGCAGGCCUAUGCCUCCAUGCACCUUUUCCUCCAGUUCAAGACCACCAGUCCUGACGGCCUGAUGCUUUACAACUCUGGAGAUGGUAGUGACUUCAUCAUGGUGGAGCUAGUCAAAGGGUACAUUCAUUAUGUUUUUGACUUGGGAAAUGGGCCGUCUCUAAUGAAGGGAAACUCUGACAAGCCACUGAAUGACAACCAGUGGCACAAUGUGUUGAUCUCCCGUGACAACAACAAUGUUCAUAUUCUUAAGAUUGAUUCCCGCACUGUCACCCAACACACCAACGGGGCCCGCAACCUGGAUCUAAAAGGGGAGCUAUACAUUGGUGGUGUUGGGAAGAGCAUGUACAGCAGCUUGCCCAGGUUAAUAGCAUCCCGGGAAGGAUACAAGGGCUGCCUGGCAUCUGUAGACUUGAAUGGGAGACUCCCUGACCUGCUGGCAGAUGCCCUCCACAGGGUGGGAGAUGUGGAGCGUGGCUGUGGAGGUCCCAGCACCACCUGCACAGAGGACUCCUGCCACCACCAGGGAGUGUGUCUGCAGCUCUGGGAGGGCUUCUCCUGUGACUGUACCAUGACCACCUACGGGGGGCCGUUCUGCAGUGACCCUGGGACCACAUAUAUUUUUGGAAAAGGAGGGGCUCUCAUCACAUUCACCUGGGCUCCCAAUGAGCGGCCGAGCACCCGAGCUGACCGGUUAGCUGUGGGCUUUAGCACUCAGCAGAAGGAUGCUAUCUUGGUGCGAGUGGAGAGCACCCAUGGGCUCGGAGACUAUCUUCAACUACACAUAGAUCAAGGAAAAAUCAGUGUCAUCUUCAAUGUGGGGACAGAUGAUAUCACCAUCGAUGAGCGUGCUGUCAUAGUCAAUGACGGCAAGUACCAUGUUGUACGCUUCACACGCAGCGGUGGCAAUGCCACUCUGCAGGUGGACAACCAUCCAGUGAUUGAGCGUUAUCCACCAGGACACUAUGAUAAUGAACGACUGGCUAUUGCUAGACAAAGAAUCCCAUACAGACUUGGUCGGGUAGUUGACGAGUGGCUACUCGAUAAAGGGAGACAGCUGACCAUCUUUAACAGCCAGGCAGCUAUUAAGAUUGGUGGUUCUGACAGGGGCCGGCCCUUCCAGGGCCAGAUUUCAGGGCUCUAUUACAACGGUCUCCAGGUGCUCAAACUAGCAGCAGAAAAUGAUCCGAGCGUACAGGUGGAGGGGAACCUGCGUCUGGUCGGGGACUCGCUCUCCACGGUGACCACCGACACCACUUCUGCUACCCCGCUGGCGGUGUCUGAUAUGUCUACCACAAUCAUGGAACCCACCGCCACUAGGGCUACCACCACUACCCGCAGGCCGCGGUCACCCAGCUUGAGGGAGAGCAUCUCCAAGCCGCAGAACACUGAUGAUAUUCUAGUGGCGUCUGCUGAGUGUCCAAGUGAUGACGAAGACCUGGAAGAGUGUGAACCAGGAACAGGAGGUGAAUUAGUGUUGCCUAUUAUUACAGUGGAUUCCCUUGAGCCCCCAUCCAUUGCCACCCGUUAUCCCGUCAUUCCUCCCCCUCCUACACUCCUAUCCCCACUUGAAACCACCAAAGAGUCGCUGAUACUCCCUCCUCACCCUUCCUGCCCCCCGGACCAGGAGGACUGUGGUGACCCUGUGGAGGUCUCAGCCUUUGGCUCUGGGGAGAUGACAGAAUCAGAUGAUGAGGACUUUUACAAUAAUAACUCCCCUAUGGUCACUGACAGGACAGUCCUUCCUCCACCUCCCGCUUCCGGUGAGGGAGGGGUCCAGAAACCCCGCCCCGUACCUCCUUAUGUUCCCACCACUAACCCUGACCAGCUCCACAUCCCUGCAGGCAAAAUGAACACCCGUGACCAGGUGCUUCUGCCCCCCGCUCCUCCUUCCUCCCGAAACACACCAGGACUAACUUACCCCCCCAAUUUUCCCCAUAUGCCCACAGCCGACCCCACAGCCUCUGAUGAAAAGAGCCAACCCGGUGCCGUGGAGGUGAUCAGGGAGUCCAGUAGCACCACAGGGAUGGUUGUUGGUAUUGUGGCUGCUGCUGCUCUUUGCAUUCUUAUCCUCCUCUAUGCCAUGUACAAGUACCGCAACCGAGACGAGGGCUCCUACCAGACAGACCAGAGUCACAAUUUUGCCAACAGUUCCACAGUGGAAGGCAAUGGAGCAGUGGUCAAAGACAAAAACACAGCAACGGCCUCUGUGGCCAAGGCAAUCACAAAGGGCAAAAAGAACAAAGACAAAGAAUACUACGUCUGAAAACGGAGAAGGAGAGUCGGAAAGCGUGGACUGAUACAAGAGGAUGAGAGAGGUUGCUUUUGUUUCGUUAGCCUAUUUUCGUCAGGUUGACCAUCAAAGAAAUUUUACAGGCUAAAAAAAAAACUGCACAAAGCAAUUGUAUGUUCCUUUUCACAGUUACAUGUUCUCAAAAGUCAAGGCCCAGCUUGAUGAAAUCUUCAUCUACUGCACAAGAUCAGACUCAUCCUCUGUGUUACAACAUGCACUCACUGGUUUUUUGUUAGUGUAUCUUUUUUUAUGUUUUUUUUUUUACAGGCUAUGGGUAUAUAGAACAGGCAUAUCCACUUUGGCUUUGUAUAUAGCAUGGAUAUGGUACACUGAAGAAAGUGCUGAGUACAUCCGUACAGAUUUGCUUAAGUGUUAUUUUUUGUUCUUCUUUGUAACGCUCUAUCUCAAGUCUCAGUGUUCCCAUUAUGAUAAAUGAGGCGGUACAGGCCAGUUAUUGAAUUUUUACGGUAGAUGAGCAGAGAGCACCUCUAUUUCUGACUGCUUUCAAAAAAGAAAGCCUUUAUUUGGAUAAGACGUCAUCUCUGCAGCUUUCACGUUAUGUUAUGUGGUUUUAAAACUCCCCUGUCACUCUGUCCGCAAGCGAUGAUAUUAUGUUUCUGGUGCUGUAUCAUAAAUAAAGCAUGAUAUUUAACUCUCCUGGUGAAAAAUACAGCAUUUAAAUGAGAUUAUUAAAUCACUCAACAGACUCCACCCAGUGAAUCACACAGUAUGAUGGAUCAGAAAUAUUACUUACAUGAGAUAUCAGAGUCAGUGUGCCAUCCCAUUCCAAGUAGGGAUAAUUGUGAACAAGUUGGUCAGUCAGUGAAGGUAUUUCUCUGUGAACAUUGCUUGUAUGUACAUAUAGAGGUUAGCAGAUUGAAAAAGCAUUGUGUACGCAGAGGAAUGAUAUGAAGAAAAAUCGGCAUAAGAGACACUCGGCCCACCUCAACAGCUUUCAGAAUGACAUCAAAACUGCAGCCCGAACUUCACAGGAAUUUUGGAAAAACAUUUAAAGAAGUUUUUCCGGUUGUUUCUUGGAAAAGGAGAACCAACCCACCUCACCGGAGGCUGGCUCAUGAGGUUUUCCUUCCUCAGAACUGUCAUGGGAUAAUUCAAAAGCACAGAGAAAAUGUAAGCAUAUCUUUGAGACAUAGAUAUAUAUCCUUGUAAAGCAGCCAAACAUGUAUUGUUUUUUUCUAUCAGUUACUAAAAGACUAUUCUAUGAGAUAAAUAAUUGAAGGUUUGUGAACUGUAUUGAUAUUUCUCUAUUUCGAUGUAUCUUGUUACCACUCCUCUUAACACAUUACAUUCUAGAUCACCUUUUAAUUAAAUCCAGACAAAAAGCACACUUUCCUCUGAUAGCUGCACAUAUCUUUUUUUUUUUUUGCAUUUAUGGUUCAGAUUAUGCAGAGAAAACACAAGGAUGGAACAAAUGUUUUGUUUUGUCGCAUUGUGCAUUUUAUGUGCUGAAUCUGGUACUCAAUGGAUCUGAUAAUAUAAAGCCAUUUUUCUGUUGACAACUGCUGUUUUUAUGUUUAAAAUACUUAUUCAUACUCUGUGAUUUCCUGUUGUUUUUUUUUUUUUUAUUUAAUGAAAGUGCCAUUCAACAUGACCUGCUCAGCCUUCAGAAAAUAUUCCAUUCCUCACUCAUUGCUAUUGUAUAGUGUUCAUGUGAAAUGGAUCUUAAUAUGUGUACAGAACGUGGAUAAAGACAAAAAUACACUUGAUUAUAUACUUUGUACACAUCUGUGUUGUGUGCUGCUUCUUGUAGAUUCACAUAGAAAAUGCAUUUUAUUUGACUUUUUAUCACUGGACACAGACGCUAUAGAAUUUGGAUUGAACUAAGAGUGACAUGAAUUAGGCAACAAUUAUGGUAUACAUCAAAAUAUAUGUGAAUACAAGUGACCCUCUCACAGUCACACAUUGUACUGAUCUAGUUACUGGCGAUUAGGCUUUGGGAAUUAUAAAUCUUUUGGGAUAAAAGAAACAAUUCAAAAUAUUAUGUAAUCUUACAAAGGGCACAUUUUGCUAGCAAGAUAAGUUAACACAUUUAACAUGAAGAAACAGUGUUUCACACAAAUUGCCAGUCAUGAUAAAAAUUUGUCUUACACUUGAGUUUCAUCAUCUUCUACUCCUUCACUCUCCUCCUCUCUCUCUUUCUUGUACAGUGCAGUUAGUAAUGACUUGAUGUCCAUUAUUUAUAAUAAAAUGUGUGUUUUCUGCACCUUACACUGCUGCUGCUGUUUAGUUCAGGUCU